This is a messenger RNA of Eriocheir sinensis (Chinese mitten crab), 3214 nucleotides long. Its product is annotated as snake venom 5'-nucleotidase-like. Lineage: Eukaryota; Metazoa; Arthropoda; Malacostraca; Decapoda; Varunidae. The record is from RefSeq and is a predicted model, not a curated record. Gene Ontology annotation, biological process: AMP catabolic process. The transcript has 10 exons. Bases 856 to 2688 code for a protein of 610 amino acids. Gene Ontology annotation, cellular component: plasma membrane. Gene Ontology annotation, molecular function: 5'-nucleotidase activity.
GUCAUGUGGAAAUUUAAAUGAAACCCCCGGCUCCAAGUCAUGCCCUGGGAGCCACGCAAUGACCGCCGUGUUGAAACAAGGGAGAACAAUGCCGGCGGUGCCCAUUGUCCGCCUUGACAGACACCAGGAAAGAAGAUGCAACACAGGAGCAACAAGAGGCAAGACGUUCACAUGAAUAAAAGCUCCUAAACACCCUCACGUAACAGCGCGCGGGGCAGACAAACACCCUUGUGCGACUCUCGGCGAAGUAGGAAAACAAACGCUGCGGCACGUAAAAAUACCAGCUGGAGUUUCCUGGCGCGGCGGUGGGACGGACAGGUGAGUGGCGCGGCUGCCGGGCGUACGAAGAGUCCGGACGAGUUCUCCCGCCAAGACUUAGGCGGGGACUCCUCCUGCCUCGCCGCCAGUCGGCACUCCGGCUUCACCUCGCUCGUCACAUCGUCUCCCCGAACUUCCCGGCGCCAUGCAACUUUCAGACUGACGGUGAGCCAACACGCGGCAGGACUCACGCGGCCGAGGACGCAGCAACGAAACAACCUCCUCACGCUAAAUCAUAACCGAGAACAGGUUUACAAAACAACAGAUAAUAACGCCGCUCCUAUACAAGCUAACCUGAAGCUACGUUGAUGAUUGGGAUACUUCCUGCGAAAAACAUCUCGGAACACUUUUAAAAUAUACGAAAAAUCAGAGGCUGAGAAAGUCAAGGCGCAGCGCGUAAUUCCUUCGUGAUAAUUAAGUGAUCAAGGCGAUAAUAUUACCUAACCUAUCGAGUGUCGGGGAGGAAGCGAAGAUAAUUGUGAUUCUUUAGCCGAGUGACUAUACCGUGCGAGGCGUUGGGUGAGGUAAGGCGACACGAUGCUUGCGGCGCGGGUGUUGUGCGUGUGUCUGUGGGCGGCGGCGGCGGCGGCGGAGACGUUUGACCUCACCAUCCUGCACCUGAACGACUUCCACGCCCGCUACGAGCAGACCAACGUGUUCUCUGGCAGGUGUUCGGAGGACGAGGAGGCCAAGAACAGGUGCUACGGCGGCUUUGCCAGGAUCAAGACCGCGGUGGAUCAGGAGCGCGCCCAGAGCCCCAACGUGCUGUACCUCUCCGCCGGGGACUACUUCCAGGGCACGAUAUGGUACACGGUGCACAAGUGGCGCGCCAUGGCCCACUUCCUCAACCUGGUGCCCCACGACGCCAUGUCGUUCGGUAACCACGAGUUCGACGAUGGCUUGCCGGGCGUAGUUCCCUUCCUGGAGAAUGUGUCGUUCCCCGUGCUGGCCGCCAAUCUGGACGACACGCUGGAGCCGUCCAUUCAGGGCAAGUACAAGCGCUCGACCAUCGUGACGCUGUCGGGGCGCCGCGUGGGCAUCGUGGGCUACCUCACCGUGGAGACCCUGAUAAUCGCCAACCCCGGGCGCAUCGACAUCCACGACGAGGUGGUGGCGGUGCGGAAGGAGGCGCGGCGGCUGCGUCGGGAGGAGGGCGUGGACAUCAUCAUCGCCCUGGGCCACGCCGGGUUCGCCAAGGACCUGGAGAUCGCGCGGGACGUGGAGGAAGUGGACGUGGUAGUGGGGGGCCAUACCAACACCUUCCUCUACACAGGGAAGGACCCGUCGACGGAGGAGAGGAUGGGGGACUACCCUUGGGUGGUGACGCAGGCCUCGGGGCGGCGCGUGCCCGUGGUGCAAGCGUACGCCUUCGGGAAGUACCUCGGGCGGCUGGUGGUGAGCUUCGACGAGCGCGGCGAGGCGGUGAGCUGGAGCGGCAACCCUCGCCUCCUGGACAACAGUGUGCCGCAAGACGAAGGCAUCCUGAAGGAGCUAGAGCCGUUCCGUGAGCAGCUGGAGGAGAAGAUGAAGCAGGAGAUCGGGCGGACCUUCGUGUUCCUGGACGGCAACCGGCAAUCGUGUCGCCUGAGGGAGUGCAACCUCGGCAACCUGGAAGCUGACGCCAUUGUUCACGAGAAUGCCAAAUACCCGGACGACCUCAGGUGGGCGCACACCAGCCUGGCGGUGCAGAACGGCGGCGGCAUCCGGGCCUCCGUCAGCCAGCUCGAAAACAACGGCUCGAUCACCAUGGAGGACGUGCUGGCUUUUGCGCCCUUCCAGAACACCAUCGACAUCGUGGAGCUGCGCGGCGUCCACGUCAAGGAAAUGUUUGAAUACUCCGUCCGCAAGUAUGACCCCACGGGCAUGUCGGCGCCGGGAGGAUUCCUGCAGGUGUCCGGAUUCGUGGUGGUGUACGACCUCAACCUGCCGCCGGGCAGCCGCGUGGUGCGCCUGCAGGCCCGCUGCCUCGAGUGUGUGGUGCCGGGCCUCAAGGACGUGAAGGACGACGAGGUGUACCGCGUGGCCAUGCCUUCCUUCCUGGCCAACGGAGGCGACGGCUACACCGUCGUCAGGGACAACAAGAUCAACCACCACCUCACAGGUCUGCUGGACUCGGACGUCUACGUCAACUACCUGUCGCAGAUGUCGCCCAUCUACCAGGGCACCGAGAACCGCAUCCUCUUCAUCGACUCGGAGGAGCUGUGCGCCGGUGAGGGGAACCUGCUGCCCUCCACCACCUCCUACACGACCUCCCACAUCACGGAGGACGGUGGCGGGGCGGCUGGGGCGACGAGGGGCUCCCUAACCCUGGUGGCGGCUUGGGUGGUGUUGGUGGUGGUGGCGGGGGCUGUGCGGGGAACAACACUCUAGCGGUCCGGGAUGGGGGGUGCCUGGCCCCCCUCAGGGCGGGGGCUGGGGCCUUCCCUCCUCAGAGGUCACACAAUGUAUACCAAAAAGACAUGGCCGCCAGCCGCAGUGUCAUGGGCAUUCUUCCUCCAACAGUUAACUCUUCCCUCCCGCGGCGGCGGCGGGGACGGAGGGGCAUCACAUAUCACUGUACAUACCCCACACCAGAGACACGACAGGUGCAAUAGUCAGUGUAGCGACUCUCUCGGCACGAGGCUGCGGGCGGCCACGUGCCCGCCGCCCACACACCUGACCAGACACGCCCGCGAGCGGCAGGACGGGCCGACGCCUGACGCCCACACUGGACGGUGACAGUUCCUGUAGGAUGCCCAGCAGGGAGCAGAGCGCGGCCUCGGCAGGAGACUCGCUGCCUGACCAUUCCGCUACUGAGGACCUUUACCCACACCACUACGUGCAUUAUUAGUCACUACUAUAAGUCAUGAGCGCCACUGUGAGGACACACAAUAAACGUUUCCUCGCUGCUUCCCUC